AUCUGAUACGAGCAAGUCGUGAUCUCUGCAGCCUGGAGAACUGCAGGACGACUAAGUGCAUGUUAAGGAAAUGGGCGUUUCUGGAGUUGGCUCCACAAAAAGGAGGAGAGGCGCAUCGUUGUUAACAUUUGCCUUCUGAACUUGGAGUAGUUUUGGUGCUGUCCUGCAGUAUGGCAUCCCUUCUGAUUUUUGUAACUCUACUUCAUCUCGUCAUAUUGGCGGUUCUCUUUAUCGCUACCAUGGAGAAGUUUUGGUGGGUUUGGGAUGAUACUGAGAGUUCAGACUUGUGGUACAACUGCAGAUUUGACAAUGAAACAGAGGGGUGGUUCUGUGCAACAUCAGAUGAGACUGAAUGGCUUCAGGCUGUCCAGGUUCUAAUGGUCCUGUCUGUGGUCUUCUCCGGUAUUUCAUUCCUUGUAUUCCUCGGGCAACUCUUCACUAUGUCUAAAGGCGGACUCUUCUACCUCACUGGUGUCUGCCAGGUGUUUGCAGGCCUCAACGACUUCACUGCCUCACUUAUUUACACUCUGCACUAUAAAGAAAUCCUAAAGGACUCCAGGGAGUUGAGCUCAGGACACUUUGGGUUCUGUUUUGUUCUGGCCUGGGUUUGUGUACCUCUGCUUCUGUGCAGUGGAAUUGUGUACAUCUAUUUGCGCAAAAGGGAAUAGAUUGACUUGCUUUCCAAUCCCUGAAAAACAUGUAAUGAAAAGAAUGCUUGUUGUUGACAUACUCCAGUGAGUGAUUAUGAACUUUGUAAUAGCCUCAUGUAAGAAAUAAGAUAUUUAAUUUUCACUUAUUUAGACUGUAAAUAGCCGUUUAUAAAUACGCACAUGCAGCUGAAAUAUAUACUCAACACAGAUCACGCGGCUGAUCAAGAAAACUUGUUUAACUUAAAGGGCAACCAUAAUUAAUAUAUUGGAUUCUCUGAAUUAAAUUUAAUGUAAUAAAAGGGGCCAUAUAAAAUCUUGUUAUACUCAACUCCCACUCAAAUACAUUACAGUGACAUUCAUGUAAAAUUGUAAAGAUGUUGUAUUUUUAUAAAUGAAGUUGAACUGAAUCAAAGUUCUCCCCAGUCAGACAAAUGCCUGCAAAUACAUAACUUCGGAACACUCUAGAGGACUAAACCACAACAAACAGCGGUAUGAAUAGAGGAGGACCGCCACUCUACAGAUUCUGGGAGUGCAUGACAAACUCAUGACUUCUGUUUCUAUGCUAAUAGCUCCCAUAAUGCUGUCUAGCACCAUCUUAUGACUCUCAGCUUUCAAAAACAAACAGCCUGACACGCAAAAGAAUGAAAAAAAAAAACGGCCCAAAGGAUAGCAUCCAGUAAAUACCCGAUGGUCUUGCACUCACAAAGUUUAAAGGGAUAGUUAACUUAAAAAUGAGUAGUUUUACAGUUUACUCAUCCUCAUGUCAGACUUGUAUGAAUUUUUUCUUCUGUGACUUCUGCAGAACACAGAAGAUAUUUAGAAAGAAUGCCAACAAUGGCUCUCAUUGACUUCCACAGUUUGACACUAAACCACAAAGACAUUUUUCAAAAUAUCGUCUUUUGUUUCACAGAAGAAUGAGGCAGACACCUUUUGACAUGAC
Molecule: messenger RNA, 1590 nt
Organism: Triplophysa rosa
Lineage: Eukaryota; Metazoa; Chordata; Actinopteri; Cypriniformes; Nemacheilidae
Gene: emp3b
Product: epithelial membrane protein 3b
Exons: 5
Coding region: 171-668 (165 amino acids)
Cellular component (GO): plasma membrane
Source: RefSeq, a predicted model, not a curated record